AUGGAUAUAGACUUGGACUAUGAGCGCCCCAAUGUCGAGACCAUCAAAUGUGUGGUAGUCGGAGACAACGCGGUGGGGAAGACGCGACUGAUCUGCGCCCGCGCCUGUAAUGCCACUCUCACCCAGUACCAGCUCCUGGCUACCCAUGUCCCCACCGUGUGGGCCAUCGACCAGUACCGCGUCUGCCAGGAGGUUCUGGAGCGAUCCCGCGAUGUGGUGGACGAGGUCAGCGUCUCGCUACGGCUCUGGGACACCUUCGGGGACCAUCACAAGGACCGUAGAUUCGCCUACGGGAGG
This is a messenger RNA of Staurois parvus, 297 nucleotides long. Lineage: Eukaryota; Metazoa; Chordata; Amphibia; Anura; Ranidae. The record is from the annotation of a GenBank genome assembly.